AUGAUUUCGCUUAAGAACAUAUGCUCGUGCUUGUUUUCUCCUGAGCCAGCUCAAGAUCCAGAUAUAGGUAUAUCCCUAAGAUAGCCCGAUAUGGGUGAGGGAAAGAGGCCAAAACUUCCCAAUUGAUCAGGCCAACUCAGGCUGAUCGAACCAAAUGGUAAGUGGCGAAUGAGCCUCCUUCUACUUAUUUUAGCCGAUCCGAGUUGGCCGGAACAAGUAGGAAGUUUUAGCCUCUAUCCCUCGCCCAUAUUAGGAAUAUGCCUAUAUAUCAAGUGAAUAUUCAAGAGUCCACAUGAAUCCAGAAUCUAUAAGGUCGAAUUUUUCUAAUUCGAACUACAUUGAAGAAGAAAAAAGUUCUAUUGGCAUUAUAAAUCAUGAAGAAAUAAAAGCAGAAAUCAUUGAAAAAGAAGAGGAAGAAGAAAGAGAAGAAGCAGGACAGGACAAAAAUACCCCUAACUCAGACGAAUUUGAAGAAACUGAAAAAACUCCUGAUUAUUGAAAAAGUGAUCAGAGAAAUGAAGAUGCUCUAUUAAAAUAUAAUCGGCCCUUAAUUGAAGCAGUAAAAAAAUACAAAGAUAUUGAGCUAAACUACCUAAUCCGCCCUUCCUUGAGCGAACAAAAAAAUUUUGUUCGAUCACGAAGGGGGUUAAUUUUGUUUUUAGAAAAAAUUUAUUUAUAAAUUUUAUAGAAAAUUUUUUCUUUCGAAAUUUAAAGAAUCAAAUUCGCAAAAAUUGGAAAGCAAAUAUUAAUUUAAUUUGUAAAAUUUAUUUUAAAACGCAAUUUGUUUAAAAUUAAACGAGAUGUCAUGAUACUAAUUAUCACUUAUAUAUCAAUUUUUUUUUCAUAAAAAAAAUUUUUGAUUUUUACGAAAGGUGGGUUUUUGGCAAAAAAAAAUUUUUCUAAUGAUUUUGUUCACUCACAGAGUGGGGAAGUAAGCGAAAUGGAGCUUGACCAUAUUGCAUCUGAAAUUUUUACAUAUUAUAAAUAUACAUUACAAAGAAAAUUUGAAGAAAAAUUAUUUGAAAAUGAAAGAAAUUUCGUCUAUGAGCACAUGUCAAAAAACAGCAGAAAAUUCAGAAAAGCCAUGAAAAAGCAGUUUAAUACUUUAGUCCAAUAUAAAGACUUUGAUAGAGACUUACAAAAUAAUAUCGUGAACUCCAAAAUGCUUUACGAAGUGCCUCAGCGAUAUAAAUAG
Messenger RNA from Blepharisma stoltei, 1195 nucleotides. NCBI's taxonomy places the organism in Eukaryota, Ciliophora, Heterotrichea, Heterotrichida, Blepharismidae. The record is from the annotation of a GenBank genome assembly.